AUGGGAAACGGAGCCAAAGCCCAGCAGAAGCGCGAGCGCGCCGCGGACAAGACCAAAAAAGGCCCCACUUCGCAGCUGAAAUCCAACGCCGCUGCAAAAUCCGUCAAAUGCAAGGUCUGCUUCCAAGACUUUCAGAGCACCGUCAACCGCACGGCGUUGGAUCAGCAUGCUGAAUCCCGGCACUCGAAGAAGUACGAGGACUGUUUUGCCGCAUAG
Messenger RNA from Ramularia collo-cygni, 216 nucleotides. RefSeq lists its product as uncharacterized. Lineage: Eukaryota; Fungi; Ascomycota; Dothideomycetes; Mycosphaerellales; Mycosphaerellaceae. The record is from RefSeq and is a predicted model, not a curated record. The transcript is spliced from 2 exons. The coding region runs from base 1 to 216 and encodes 71 amino acids.